Saimiri boliviensis boliviensis (Bolivian squirrel monkey) is the source of this 5093-nucleotide messenger RNA. RefSeq names its product radial spoke head 10 homolog B (gene RSPH10B). The record is from RefSeq and is a predicted model, not a curated record. NCBI's taxonomy places the organism in Eukaryota, Metazoa, Chordata, Mammalia, Primates, Cebidae.
UAUAAAAACAAGAGCACUUUGGAAGUUACUCAGGCCUCUGCUCUGGCUGGACAUAGUUUAGUCUAUGUCCUUUUGGGUUCCUGAUUCUCAGCCCUGAUUCACAUUACAUUUUAAACAAGGGGAUUCUCUACCCGGCUGGAAGAAAAUAACUGGAUGGGACAGGGGUCACUGUUAUUAAACAUGCCUCUGUGCGGCCAAGGUAGCAAAGUACUGUCCCUGUAGCGGAACAAAAAGAGUUUUAUUUUCCCACAAUUUGAUUCUGUGAUUUGGUUUCCUCAGGGUGUGAACUGUAGAACAUUCUAGUUACUGGCCUUGUAACUAGUUCUGGAAAUGUAGGAAUCCCUGUGUGUCUUUUCAGAUAGUUUUCAUGGAACCUUGUCCUGUUUGAACUGGGCUAAAAAUGGAAGUGAAGAUGACCUCUUGGGGGCCGAGAGAUGACAAAUGUGGCUCCCCCUGCUGCCCCAUCCCUACCCUGGACUGUGGUCUUCAAGGAAGAUGGGGCUCCCAUUCCUGGUUUAGAAUUCCUUAGAUGGAGGAGGCAGUACAGUGGUAACUGUGUCAUCGCGGCCAGCACCAUGCCCGCGUGGUCUGCAGGAUCCCAUUUAAGAACUCUGCAGAUUGGGGGCUGUGGCAGGAUAACAGCCCCCAAGAUAGCUGUGUCCUAAUCUCCAGAACCUGUGACCACGGUGCCUCACAUGGCACAAGGGACUCUGCAGUUGUGACUGAGUGAAAGUUUUUUUGUUUUGGUUUUUUUUUUUGAGACGAAGUUUUGCUUUUGUUGCUCAGGCUGGAGUGCAAUAGUGUGAUCUCGGCUCACUGCAGCCUCUGCCUCCCAGGUUCAAGUGAUUCUCCCACUUCAGCCUCCCGAGUAGCUGGGAUUACAGCUGCCCACAAUCACACCUGGCUAAUUUUUGUAUUUUUAGUAGAGACAGGGUUUCACUCUGUUGACCAGGCUGGUCUUGAACUCCUGACCUCUGGUGAUCCGCCCAUCUCAGCCUGCCAAAGUGUUGGGAUUACAGGCAUGAGCCAUUGUGCCUGGCUGAGUUAGGAUCUUGCAAUGCAGAGAUUAUCCUGGAUUGUCUGGUUGAGUCCAGUCCAUUGGGUGAGUCCUUCAAAGGUGGAGGCCUUUACCUGCUGGCCAGAGGAGGCUGCCAGCAGGUUUUGGAGAUGGAAGGAGGUACCACCAGUCAACAUUGCAAGCAGCCUCUAGAACAGGGGUCCCAACACCCCAGCCACAGACCAGUACUGGUCCAUGGCCUGUUAGGAACCAGCCUGCACAGCAUGUGAGCGGUGGGCAAGCCAGCAAAGCUUCAUCUGUAUUUACAGCCGCUCCCAUGGCUGGCAUUACCACCUGAGCUCUACCUCCUGUCAGAUAAGUGGUGAGCAUUAGAUUCUCAUAGGAGUGCAAAUCCUAUUGUGAACUGCGCAUGCGAGAGAUCUAGGUUGGGUGCUCCUUAUGAGAAUCUGAGGCCUGAUGAUCUGUCACUGUCUCCCAUCACCCCCAGAUGAUACUGUCUAGUUGCAGGAAAACAAGCUCAGGGCUCCCACUGAGUCCAAAUGGUGAGUUGUGUAAUUAAUUGUAUGUUACAGUGUAAUAAUAAUAGAAAUAAAGUGCACAAUAAAUGUAAUGUGCUUGAAUCCCGAAACCAUCCCUCACUACCCCCAUCCAUGGAAAAAUUGUCUUCCACAAAAUGGGCCAAAAAGGUUGGGGACCACUUCUGGAAAAGCUGGAACAGGCAAGGAUACGGAUUCUCCCCCGGAGCCUCUGGAAGGAACCAGCAUUGGGGACUAAUUUACAGACUGAUAAUAAAUUUGUGUUGCUUCAAGCCACUAAUUUAUGGUAAUUUGUUUACGGCAGCAAUGGAAAACUAAUGCCUGCGUUAUUCCUAUUUUGUGGUGAAGCAGCAGAGCGUCUUCAGGACCAGAAAGGGAAGGACGCCUGCUUGGCGCUGGUGCGCGGCUCCUUUAAGAGCACGCAGUGCGCUAGUUGGCGACCACGGUUGCCUGGAGACCCGAGCCGAGUCUGGGACGCUGAGAGCCGUGCCACACCUCGACUGGAGCAGGCCCCUGGGUUCCUGGAGCGAGGUCAGCGCCCCAGGCCGCGGUCACGCAUACGCGGGAACAGCCGUGGCGACCGAGUCCUGCUCCUUCCCGGCUUCCCAGGACCCGAGCACAUAAAACUCAUCAGUGCUUUGAAACCAGCAGCUCUGAACCAAAGGAACCAAUUGAUAAAAGGAAACAUCGGAUCGUCUCAGGGCAAUGGUGAAAGAAAAGAAAAAAGCAGACAAAAAAGGGGAGAAGUCUGCCCGCUCCCCCUCAUCCCUCUCUGACAACCCAGACUUUUCCAAACAAGAUGGCAACGCCACUAGGCAAGACAUGUCCCCAGUGGGUGUCCCACUGCUAGGAACGCAGCUCAACGAAAUGAAACCCAAAAAAGACCCCCCGAAUGUUCAGCAGAAUGAAGAUGCCACCCAAUAUGAAGAGUCCAUUCUGACCAAACUCAUAGUGGAAAGCUAUGAAGGGGAGAAAGUUCGUGGGCUGUACGAGGGAGAGGGCUUUGCAGCCUUUCAAGGCGGUUGUACCUAUCGGGGUAUGUUUUCAGAAGGACUCAUGCAUGGACAAGGGACUUAUAUUUGGGCUGAUGGAUUAAAAUAUGAGGGCGACUUUGUGAAGAACGUCCCGAUGAACCACGGUGUGUACACGUGGCCGGAUGGCAGCAGGUAUGAAGGCGAAGUGGUCAACGGCAUGAGGAACGGAUUCGGGAUGUUCAAGUGCAGCACCCAGCCUGUGUCCUACAUAGGCCACUGGUGCAAUGGCAAGCGGCACGGGAAGGGCACCAUUUAUUACAAUCAAGAGGGCACGUGUUGGUACGAGGGAGACUGGGUGCAAAACAUCAAAAAAGGCUGGGGCAUAAGAUGUUAUAAAUCUGGAAAUAUAUACGAAGGCCAGUGGGAAGACAACGUGCGCCACGGGGAGGGUAGGAUGAGGUGGCUGACUGCCAACCAAGAGUACACCGGGCAGUGGGAGAGGGGCAUCCAGAAUGGCUUUGGAACACACACGUGGUUUCUAAAGAGAAUCCCCAAUUCCCAGUAUCCUUUGAGAAACGAAUACAUAGGAGAGUUUGUGAACGGAUAUCGUCACGGACAUGGCAAAUUUUAUUAUGCCAGUGGAGCCAUGUAUGAUGGAGAAUGGGUUUUCAAUAAGAAACAUGGCAUGGGCCGAUUAACUUUCAAGAAUGGGCGUGUGUUCGAAGGCGCAUUCUCCAAUGAUCACAUAGCUGGGUUUUCAGAUCUCGAAGUUGAAUUCAUCAGCUGCCAGGACCUGUCUACAGGAGUUGCCCAAAGAUUGUCUGACAGUGCCGAACUGAUCAGAAAGCUUGAUGGCAGUGAAAGUCAUUCUGUGUUGGGAUCAAGCGUUGAGCUGGAUUUAAAUUUGCUCCUGAACAUGUACCCUGAGACAGUCCAAGCUGAAGAAAAGAAGCAGGCGGAAUACGCUGUCUUAAGAAACAUUACAGAAUUAAGAAGAAUCUAUAGCUUUUAUAGCAGCCUGGGAUGCGACCGCUCUCUGGAUAAUACCUUUCUGAUGACAAAGCUUCACUUCUGGAGAUUUCUAAAGGAUUGCAAAUUUCAUCAUCACAAACUAACUCUUGCUGAUAUGGACAGGAUAUUAAGUGCCAAUAAUGACAUACCAGUUGAAGAAAUCCAUUCUCCAUUUACAACAAUACUUUUGAGAACAUUUUUGAAUUAUCUCCUGCAUUUGGCGUACCACAUUUAUCAUGAAGAAUUCCAAAAGAGAAGCCCGUCGCUCUUCUUGUGCUUUACAAAACUGAUGACCGAGAACAUUCGUCCAAAUGCCUGCCAGGUAAAAGGCGAUUUAUUCCGUGAGCAGCAGCGGACACCCUACUCUAUGAGUUACAUCAGUAAGUGCUGGGAGAUUUAUCUAGCUUACUGCAGGCCUCAUGCAGCACCUCCCCACGAGCUUACCAUGAAGACGAGACACUUCCUCUGGAUGCUGAAAGACUUUAAAAUAAUAAAUAAGGAAUUAACAGCAACUAAAUUUUUGGAGGUCAUAGCAGAGGAUAAUCCUUUCAUCUAUGAUGGACUUGACAGCAACUUGGAACCUGAGCUGGUUUUCCUGGAAUUCUUUGAAGCACUCUUAAGCUUUGCAUUUAUCUGUGUUACUGAUCAAAUGAUGAAAUCCUAUGCAAAUGUUCCAGGUGAUGAUGUGUCUGGAAAUAAACAUGAAAAUAUUUAUACAGUAUUAAAUCAGGACGCCCAGAACAAGAGUCCCAAUGAGGUCAUGAGCCACGAAUCGGAUGCUGCUCACUCUGACAGUGCCAAGUCAUCUUCCAGCAAGUUAGGACCCUGGCCUGAUAUUAACAAGAUAAGGAAAUCAGAGCCCAAGAUGAAGAAGUCUCUAAGUGAUGAAAGAAUUUCCAAAAUGAAUUUUAAAUCUCCUGGAAAAGGGAUCAUCUUUUUUUCAUCUCAGAGCGAGAAAUAUGAAAGACCCAAGGAUGAUCAAAAGGAAGAGUUCAACAUGUGGGUCAAUAAUAUGUACGUCUUUUUCGUGAACACACUCUUUCAUGCGUAUAAACGUGAAGAAGUUAUCAAGGAGAAAGUAAGGGAGAGCAGGUUACAGAGCGCAGCACAGGCCCAGCAACGGAAGGAGGACGACGACGAACUGGAAGCAAGGCUGAAUAGCUUUAUCUUGAGAGAGGAAGAGGCCAAGAGACAAGACUAUGAGGUUGACAUCACGGUGAUCAAGGAGCCGGCAGACGUGCCCUCCUCUCACCUCAUCCUGGGCCCUCCCAAGGAGGAUGUGACUGUGUCUCCAUCCGCCAAGACCACCGCCAGCAAAAAGAAGAAAAAGUAGUGAGCCACAAGGACAUGCACAGAGGCUUAGGACGGCAGGUGCUGUAAGAUUUCCUGAGCAUUACACUUCUUAGCAUCGUACUCGUUGUAGUGUUUUAAAAUACCGCCUUGGCCCACUGCAUCUCAGCUUUCCUACAUGGCUGAAUUCAUGGGAGUUCGAGACCAGCCUGGGCAAUGUAGUGAGACCCUGCCUCUACAAAAUUAAAAAAUUAGCUGAGAGUG